This is a messenger RNA of Sphenostylis stenocarpa, 519 nucleotides long. The record is from the annotation of a GenBank genome assembly. Lineage: Eukaryota; Viridiplantae; Streptophyta; Magnoliopsida; Fabales; Fabaceae.
AUGUGGGACUCUGAAAUUGGAAAUCUCAACCCUUCAUUCCCCAAACAAAACCCUAUAUAUACCAUUGUUAGGUUUCCCCAAUUUUCAAUUCAACAGUUUUGUCAUUCCUCUCCUCCCUCUCACCAAGAACGUGCUCGGUGUUCCUAUCCUUGUUGGUCUGGUUCCACAUGGAUCCGAUUUCAAUCUACACGCCCAUCGUGCUUUUGCUACUAUGUGGAUUUGAAGCCCGGUGUCGCCUAUAUACUAUUUGCAGGUGUGAUGAUCCUGUUCGUGUUUCGUGAAGGCUCGGUGAAUAUAGCGGUGAAUAUAGCGCAGAUCGCAUAUCACGAGAAGAAAAUUUGGCAGGUGCAGCAGUUCAUUUUCCUGUGUGGAGCCCUUCGCAUUCGAUUUUUAAGAAAUGAUGUGAGGUUUUUUAAGGGGAAAUGUCGGUGUAUUUGGGGAAGAAGUGGUUGUGGAGAACUUUGUCAACCGACCUUUGCCAUGACAGGUGCGCUUGCAUGGCAGGUCAACAAAAAUUAA